AUGGUCCUUCUCAACACCUGGUCCAGCUCUAGUCCUAGGGUCUGCACUACGUUCGAAAACGGCGAUGUAAGAAGCCAGAUUGACUUUCUUGCGAUGCGACGGCCCACUGCUGACGCCCGAGCCAGACUGGCCCGACCUGAUGCCAUCCAACAGGCACCGCCCGCGGUUGGUAUUCGCUCGGCCAUGGCCGCGCUUCAGCGCACAAUGGCGUUCAAGCAAGCCAGUAGGAAACUUAGGCAGGCUAGUAGAGCGGCUAGGCGGGACUGGUUUGAGGCUAGGAUAAGGGAAGCGGAGCAGGCUGCCGAACGACAUGAUAUAGGCGGUGUCUAUCGUGUUCUGAACUUGCUUGCACCCAAGCGUAGACGCGAGCAGGUCCGCAUCAAAGGCCCGGCGGGGGAACUGCUAGGACCCAAAGCGGAGUUUGAGGAAAUCUUUGCUUACUACCAGAAGGUCUUUAGCAGGGACGUGCCAUUCGAUUUACCCAAGGCUCCGGUUGACGCUGUUAGUGAGGAUGAUGUUCUGGAGGCCAUUGGAAUGCUCAAAGGGGGAAAGGCGGUUCCACCUAGCAGUGUGCCUACGGAAAUUUGGCUGCUCUGCCCGGCGGAGUAUGCUGCAUUCCUAACGCCUCGCCUCAAUCCCGGGGAGGAUGGCACUGCUAACUACCCACCCGCCAGCAUGAGCGGGGACCUGGCCAUGGAGGACGCCCUGGCGGAGCAUGCCCGGGAGGAGCUGGCGACGGUUCUUGGCCAGAAGGAGACCGACAUGGAGCGGGAGACCGGGAAGUCUCCGCAGAAGGAGCUGGAGGAGGACGGAGAGCGCCGCCCCAAGUGGCAGAGAGAAAACAACAAAGGGGGCAAAGGACAAUCCUCCAAUUCUUGGGAGGGAUGGCGCACGGGAAAGAGGCAGUGGGAGCGUGGCCAGCAGAAGGAGAGCGGGGAGACGGCCACGGAGGACAAUCACCAGACCAAGGAGCUCCUCAAGUGCCUCGUGAAGAUGUCGGUCCGGCACGAGCAGGAGCUGAUGCGCAUCAGGCCAGAUGUGGGGUUCAUAGCAUUCUGCGAUACCUCAGACCUCGGAUGCAUGCACCUGCUGAAGACCGUCGCAAAGAGCUGGUCGGACCUCUACACGCAGGGGAAGGUGACCUCCUCUCUCAAGGUCAUAAUGGCAAUGGCCAUGAUGAAGGAUAUCCGCGAGCGGGCGGAGAAGGCACUCCAGGACGAGGAGCAGCUCCAACGCUGCUUCAACGUUGGCUGGGUGCAGCAGGGAGCCACGGCGCUGGAUCCAGUGUGGGUGUACCACACGUGGAAUGCCAAGGAGAAGAAACAAGAGGUGGCAGAGACGCCACCCCUGAAGCACUCGGAGGUGAUGAGGCUCCUGGACCUACUGAUCGAGCACCUCCCGCGGGAGGGUGUGCUCACCCGCUUCGCUUCCACAAAGCGGCUGGAUCUGAUGCAGGAGUUCAAGACGGAGGUGGUCCCGAUGAUGCUGCAGCUAAGCCUGAGGGGGAACUCAAGCCAGCUAUGCUACGACGCUCUGAAGGCCUUGAGCGGGAAUGCGGUCAUGAAGCUCCAGGGAGUGCGCUGGAGGCCGGAGAGGGCUCAGAAGCCUCCAUUGGCCAAAGCUCUGGAGGAGGCCUAUUUGGCAACCGCUUUCUGCGAUUGGGCGCCGAGAGACCAGCAGUCGUGGGCGGUGCUAUGGAUCGUGGAGCUCACCGGUGUUGCGGUGGGAAGGCUGAAGGCUGAGGCGUGGGAAGUUUGCUGGGAGGCACGCCUCUCUAAUCCUGCGCGUGUCACUGACGGAGGCACGCUGCUCCAAGCUCUUCCACUGCCGAUUGCAGGCGACCGGCUGGCGGUACCAGUGUUUGAGGGGCCAAACGGCCUGGACCUUCGGCAUGUUGUGGCCGAUGAAGAACUGGAGCUGCUCCGCUGCCUACGUUCCUUUCUGCCUGUGCACAAGCACCAACCCUCCUUCACAUUGCUGACCAGAAAUGAACUGGUGACGGUGGCGCGUGAGCUGCUUGAUGACGAGUCGUGGUCAGUCUUCAAUGGUGUCGCAUCGCGGGGGAGCGAGGGACAGGAGGCGGAGGUGUUCGUCUCUUUUCCACCGCCGUGUUACCGUGACAUCACGACCGCCUCAGAGGCUGAGAAGGUGGCGGAAAUGUGCCUGCGGGAAGGUUCAGGCUCACUCUGGUCCUCGGCCAGGGAGGUACUCCGCUGUCUUUGCUUCGAGGAGGAUCCACGUGAUAUUGCCAAUGGUCAGGUCUUCCGCAUGGGUCUUUACUGUAAAGGCGGGAUACUUGGAGUGGCUAAGCAAUCGUGGAAUCAUGUUGCGGCCGCCAGACUGCUGAAUGCUGCGGUGUUGGCCACCUGCAGGGAUCAUCACUGGACAAGCCUCAGUGUUAACCUGAACAACAAGGCUUCUUUGCACGUGGAUAAGAACAAUGCCCCGGGCCAUAGUGUGCUCGUUGGGUUCACCAAUCAUCGUGAGGGAGAGCUUUUCGUGGAGGAUCGCCUGGGCGGGCGCCUGGUUCAGGAGGGCACUGUUCGACUGCGUGGUAGUGUCUUUGACACUCGCGCCUCCGCUGUGAUCUUCGAUGGGCGCAACCUCAUCCACUGCACGCUUCCCUGGCAGGAUUGUCGAUGCAUAGUGGUUGCUUACACAGUGGGACCUCAUCACAGCAUGACCCUCGAGCAACG
Symbiodinium necroappetens is the source of this 2696-nucleotide messenger RNA. NCBI's taxonomy places the organism in Eukaryota, Dinophyceae, Suessiales, Symbiodiniaceae. The record is from the annotation of a GenBank genome assembly.